CGGUAGGUUUCAAAGAGAGGUUUUUCGUCAAAGUUAUGACUUCGAUUUAAUAAGCCGCGUAACAGAUCAAACAAAAGGCUUAUUUGCGCGGUUGAGCAAGAAAAGAAGAAUAGGUGAAGAGCCCAGAUUUUUGUUUAACCAGUCCUGUUUGGUUUCCGUCCAAACCUUUGUGUACACUGAGGUGACUCCACGAACUUUCAUCAGGUUAGUCGACGACAUGAAGCUCGUUUGGGCGCUUCUCCUCCUCAGAUUGGCAAACGCCAAAGCAGAAUUGGUCUGUAAUUCCCUAAAAGUAAACACGAGCAGUGUCAAAAUCCAAGGAGCUAAGCCGUGCCUUCUCGAAUUCGAAAAAGUCUGGCCGGACGCCUGCCGUAUCAAAGCACAAGCUAUGGGCCAGAUAACAUUAUCUUCACCAUCUGCGGAAACGGCAGUAGACAAUUCGACUAAAAUACCUCUGAAAUUUACGUCGACUCAUUUGAAAAUUAGGAGCAAGAACGAUACUGGAUAUUCCCUAAUACUCACACAGGAACGUUGCGAUUGCAAGUCAGUCGAGAGUCUUUACUACUCGUCGAAGCUCAACGGAUCAGAAAGGAGUUGUUACCGUAUCGAAAAGAAUUCUUCAUCCGUAUGCCAUCUGGAACUGAGAGUGUUGGACGACGACUGCACAGGAUCACUGGAAAUCAACGGGACCACGUACAUCACCGGCUGCUUGACAAGCACAAAAAGGCUUGAAUUCUCUCGGGGAAAUAGAAUUUAUUUGAUAUUCUACGGCUUCAAUGGUAAGGUUAAGUGGAGACAAAUCGCCUGCCAGAACACGACGAGCCACAACCUUGUAAACCUUCUUCAGCUACCUUUCGACCCGUCUGGACGCUGUUCGUUUGUGUACGAUACCGAAGAGUUCACCUUAAAAGCUCCGCAAACCCCCGGAGAGUGUACUUUCAGGGUGGUGAAGUCCAGGGCGUCCGUGUGCCGCCUCCGCAUGCUGUUUUUCUGGUUCGACUUGGGCUACGGCAGGUUCGGACGAUGCGAAGGCGGAUUUCUGGAAGUGGACGGGUACAGGUUUUGCGGUUGCCAAUCCGGACUCCUUUGGACCACCGGUUCUUUAACUUUCAGGGGCGAUCAGGCAAUUCUCCGGUAUGUUAGUCAAUAUCCUGGAAGCAAUAUGGUCAUUAAGGUCACUCAGGAAGACUGCUACACUCCUCGUACGAGGUUCAAGAGAUUUACAUUCAAAGGGGAAUGCCGCCCGUUGGGUAAUCCGUCCCUAGAUUUUCCAGACCACUUCAACGACGUGAGAGAAUGUGAACACGAGGACAAGUGCACGGUUAUUACUUCCAAACAAGGACAGAUCAGUUCCGUCAGGUAUCCUGUCGCCUACCCAGGAGAAAUAUGUUUCAGAUUUUCAGGCAUUGGAUGCUAUACCCUACUGAAGUUUGAUGACUUUGACCUGCCCUACUCACCACAGUGCAGUUUAGAUUAUUUAGUUAUUAAUGAAACAAAGUACUGUGGAAAUAGUCUUUACGGAUUUUCUGCGAGAGUGGGAUCGGGAGAAAUAACUGCCAGAAUCACCGGACAUGGCGGAAGAGGCUUUCUAGCGACCUACGCCCAGGUUGAAUGUCCGGAGGAAGAAGAAACAGAAACGAUCACGACUGGGAAACCCGAUACUGAAGAUACCUCGGAAAGCAGCGGCAGAGAAGCCGAUGUCAGUUGUCGAAAAACCUUCCAUGAGAAAGAAUUCCUCAUAGAAAGACCCGACCCCAGAGGAUGCGUUUACAUAUUGAAAAAAUACAACAAAGACGUCUGCGGUCUUGAAAUAGAGGUUUCCGGAUUCGAUGUCCCGUGUGGGAAAGAGACCCUGCACCUUGAUAGACAAUAUUACUGCGGUAGAAUCCCCAAAGAGACUUUUUACCUCGCCUUCACCGGGGACGACAUCGUCAUAGAACACGUGGUUUCUGAUUCUUCAGAAGGCAGGGGGAAGUUCACGAUAAAAGGACGGCAGCAAGACUGUGCUUUUAACGCGGAGGAAACAGAGGAACGAGUCUCAAACUGCGUGAGUCAGCUCAAAGGUGAUAACGGCGUUGCAACUGCCCCAUCGCUUUUCCCGAGGCCGCCGCAGGACCUGGAUUGCGCCUAUCAAAUUUUCCCGUUGCCAGGGAAAUGCUCGGUCCGACUGGAGUUCGGACAGGUCGACAUAGGAAUAAGCGAAGGAUGUUCUCGCCAUUAUUUAAAAAUAGGAAAUAGAAAAUACUGCGGACACUCGCUCUCAGAUACCAGCAAAGUGCUGAAAUUUUCUCCGGACAAAUCCCCGCUUGAGCUUAGAUACAGGAUUGGAAAAGACUUGCCAUUUUUGGACUGGAUUUUCAAAUAUUCGCAGUUGUCUUGUUAAAGCCAAUUUCUUUUAACGUACCACUGUAAAACAAAUAAAGUUUUUUUGUACCCGAAA
Molecule: messenger RNA, 2440 nt
Organism: Cimex lectularius (bed bug)
Lineage: Eukaryota; Metazoa; Arthropoda; Insecta; Hemiptera; Cimicidae
Exons: 15
Coding region: 218-2383 (721 amino acids)
Source: RefSeq, a predicted model, not a curated record